Molecule: messenger RNA, 13636 nt
Organism: Rhineura floridana
Lineage: Eukaryota; Metazoa; Chordata; Lepidosauria; Squamata; Rhineuridae
Gene: TMEM86A
Product: transmembrane protein 86A
Exons: 3
Coding region: 217-930 (237 amino acids)
Cellular component (GO): membrane
Source: RefSeq, a predicted model, not a curated record
AGGAAAGUACCGCCCAUAGUUGCCUUCCCUCCGCACAUUCGCUCCGACUAUUGUGACGUCACUGCGUUCUAAAAAAGAACCGAGAAAACAAUCGGCAUUGAGAAAAAUAGAUGACACUCUGAUCCUAUUCAAAGUGGGAGAUCUGGGCACCCCGGAAUCAGAUCCAACUACAUAAACAAAGGCGAAGGACUACCGAGAGAACCCUGCUCAGCAAAUAUGGUGUCGCCGGUGACAGUGGUGAAGAGUGAAGGCCCUAAGCUUGUGCCCUUCUUCAAAGCCACUUGUGUCUAUUUUGUCCUUUGGCUGUCCACUUCCAGCCCUUCCUGGUUCAGUGCCCUCAUCAAGUGUCUACCUAUCUUCUGCUUAUGGGUUUUCCUGCUGGCGCACGGGAUCAAUUUCCUGAUGACCCAUCGCAGCGCCCGCAGAAUCUUUGCCGGUUUGAUAUUCUCAGCGAUAGGAGAUGCUUUCCUCAUCUGGCAAGAGCAAGGCUACUUUGUUCACGGUUUGUUGAUGUUCGCCAUCACACAUAUCAUGUAUUCCUCAGCCUUUGGGAUGAAGCCUUUAGACCUGAAAGUUGGCCUUGUGAUGUCCCUGGUGUCCAGUUUCUCCUACACCUUCCUGUAUUCCUACCUCUCGGGCCCAUUCACCUACCUAGUAGCUGUCUACAUUGCCUUGAUUGGUUUCAUGGGCUGGAGGGCCAUGGCAGGUGUGCAGCUGUGCAACGACCUUUGGACUUGGAACAAGCUUUCGGCUUGCAUUGGUUCAGUGCUCUUCAUGGUGUCGGAUCUGACCAUCGCUGUCAACAAGUUCUGCUUCCCUGUGCCCUAUUCACGGGUCAUCAUCAUGGCCACUUACUAUGCAGCUCAGAUGCUCAUUGCUCUUUCUGCCGUGGAGAGUAGGGAUGAAGACAGCUUCAAAAAGAGGAAGUAAAUGUUGGCGCCAGCAGCCCAUCAAACUCUGUUGGGAGUGCUGAAACUGCAACUCAUCCUUGAGGACUUUUCAGAUUCUCUAGCUGAAUCAGCAAUUGCAGAUCUUGCUUCUUUGAAGCAUUAUCUUUAGUGUUUGGCUGGCUUGCCUCUAGUCCAGUUUGCUGGAUCCUGAAAGCCACAUUGGAAGUAUAGAUUGUUCCUACAGAACUUAUAUCUGACCUUUUUCCAUUUGGAAGCUGUGUGUGUGCGUGUGUGCGUGCGUGCGUGUGUGCAUGCGUUCGUGCGCAUUGCAGGGGGGCGGGAAUCUCUACUACUUUGUGGUGUUGUAUAAUACUGGAACUGGUGCUGAACAUUCCAGAAGAAGAAGGCUCAUUUCAGGACAACGUUAAAAAAGAGAGAAAAGGAUAAGCAGUAUACUGGCGUUUAAGAGCCUUGCCUUCAAUAUUGAAUGUGCACUGCAAAGUCAGGUGAAAAUGACCCUUGGUGCUGUCUGACCAAGCCCCAUUUUGCAUAUGUUACAGUACAACUGUGAAACAAUUGUGUGUCUACACAAGGCAGUCCCAGGACCCAAAUAAUAUCACAAGAGGCAUGAACACUUUCUGGGAAUCUCUGUGGGUAGUAAAGCUUGGGCUGUCCCUGGGAGAAAUCAGUCUGAAGUCCAGAUUCAUACAACUAUUUAUUUAUAGGCCAUUCAAAGCCUUUCUUCUGAAUGUGAAUCCUGUGGAGCAGCUGUUGUUCUGCAGACAUAAAAGCAACAACAAAAUGCAACAAUCUUCUCAGGCUUGGGGGGAACCAUGGAAAAUGAAAAUAUUUGUAUACGUGUGUGGGUACGUGCAUGUGUGAGUUAAUGCAGGUGAUGAUACACAGUUAAUUAACUUGUCCAGCAGUCAAUUUCCAUCUUGCAUAAUCUCAAAUAAGAGCACCAAACCAUGAAACAGAAGAACAUCACGAGUGUACUCAAAGUCUAGUCACCAGCUGCUUUCUUGGCUGAAUUUUUUGGCCAAGGAAACCACCUGCUUGUCAGACCUGCUGUCAUCGCUAUGUGAAGGGUCUGGGAAGAACUUGGAUUAAUGACCCUGCUUGGGGACAUCUUCUCCUCCCAAUUUCCAUUCCAAAGUCCCAAACAAAAUCCAUGUAUUGAAAGAGGAAGCAUUGGCAGUGAUGCCUGCUCAGUCACAGGUCCUCUGGUCACUGUGAACGUGAGUGACAUUAUGGAUCUCUAACAGGCAUUAGCAAGUCAUUGUUUCUAUUAUGGACUUGGUGGUUUAUCAGGGAACAAUAUUUAUUUAAAAUGAAGCCAAUGGGCUUCCAUGUAUUUGUGCAUGUGUGAUGUGCCUGUCUCUGUGUAUAUGUGCACAUUAAUAAUUGUGUUACUUUCCCACCUCCUGUAGCCACAACUGUAGAAUCUGCAGGUGCCUUCACACCAACAGCUGCAAUGCGGGUCGUGCUGAGAGGUACAGCCUAUCACCCAAGUGCUGAGAGACCAAUCAACAUGCCACUCUCCUGAGCCAAUCAUUCAUUUUCAUUUGGUCAGCACUGAGUAACUAUGGAGCAGAUUGUCAAGGAAGUGCGGUGUGGAAAAGUUUCACAUUAGCACCUUCCCUGUUUGUUUUGGUUUCAAGUUGCAAAAUGGGUUGGUUUGACCGCAUUGCAGUGAUCAGUCUGAAGACCCCUGGGUGUCUGCCCACCUGAUUGUUUGUUGGACUUCAAGGGAGACUUUGUACUUACUGACUACAAUGUAUUUUUCUCUGUUCAGUUUUCUGUAGAAGCUAGUAAGUAAAGGUCAUGGGCAGAGCAAUCCUAUGGAGGUUGGAGGAGGAAUAAUAUGUGGCAAAGGAGCCACCACUUUCAACGCCCUGCUGGGUCCUUACUACUUACUACUUUUCUUUUUCCUUUCUCUUUUUCCCAUGGAGUGGAGAGGGAGGUCUGCAGUAUCUAGCAGCCUCUCAGCCAUCCUUCCCAGGAAUGUAAGUGUUUAUUUACUUUAAGACGAUGUUCGCACUGUACAUUUAUUCCACUAUUAUUCUACUUUAAACAGUUCUUAGAGUUCCCUGGGAAAACGGACUGAUUGUUAAACCACUCGGGGAAUUGGAGUUCUGUGAGGAGAAUAGCACUCCUGUUAGCACCCUUCACAAACCACACUUCCUAGGAUUCUUUGUGGGAAGCCAUGGCUGUUGAAAGUGGAACAAUAGUGCUAUAAAUGUAUGGUGUGAAUGUGGCCCUAGUCUGAACAAUUAGAAUACACAGCAUACCUUUGGAUUCCUUCUACUGCAUCCUUUCAAAAGAAUUCUGCCCUUGCUUGCAAAAUUGGCUAUGUGGACCUUUUUUCCUUGCUUUGCUUAUCUGUGAAAACUUAGGAAGAACCCCAUAAAAAGAACAUCCUUAUUUUAUUAUUUAAAGGCAAUUCUUAAGCAGUGACUUCUUGAAAGAGUUGCACUACUUAUGCCAAGUUGCUUGCAUCACCCCCCAUUAAUAUCCCUAGAUAAAACUUUCACACACCUCUGUUCUGUCAUUCAGAAACAGUCUACAGCAUACGCUGGUCCUCAAAUUCUAGUUAGGGGAUGCUGUUUCUAUCCUGACAAUCUAGGUGGGCUGGGCUCUUCAGCGUCUGAUGAUUCCUACAACCACUGAGAAAACUCCAUAGCACAGUAGGAGAGCAUCUGCUUUGUAAGCAGAAGGUCCCAGGUUAAAUCCCUAGCAGCUCCAGUUAGGGAUGGGAAAGACUCCUUCCUGAAACCCAGGAGAGAACUGCUGCCAGUCAGUGUGGGCAAAACUGAGUUAGAUGGACCCAUUGACUGAUUCAGUAUAAGGUAGCUUCCUAUGUGCCUGUGGCUGACUUGUAGUGACUGCACAGGCAAAAGCAGCUACUUCUCCCAGGGAUGUUAACGACACUUUGAAUUGUUUGCAAUGUGCUCAGUCAUGAGGUUGGAAGCUGCUUAUAUGACUUUCCCUAACAGUCGGUUCUGGCAAUACGUUGCCAAUCAGUUGAAGAAACUCGGAGGGGUCGUAUCCACAUUACAAAAGUAUUAUUGGGCUUGUACCACUUGAAGCGUUGUGGAACUGUAUUCCCUGGGAGGGCCUAUUAGUUUAAACCUGCGGUAUGAAAAAUACCAGAAAAUUCAAAGUCAGUCAAAACAGUCUGAGAGCACAGAGAUAGAAAAAAGAUUAAAAGUUAUACACAGCCUGAACUUCAGGUAAACAUUGAAACCUGGCAUUGGUAAUGAUUCUCUAUGGGUACAGAACGCCAUUUGUCUUGUAUUGCUAUUAAAACUGCCUAUAUUUUGCAUUGGAAGUCAGAAUAGAAAACAGGCUCUAUUACAGACCAGAAGUGCCAAUGAUGACUGUGAGGGUGUCUGACUUGAGACUUUUUCUUUCGCUCUGAAAGUACUAAGGAUUGUAUUCAACUGAAUCCUGCUCAGAAUAAAUCUAUUGAAAUUAAUGAGCCUAAAUCAGUUAUGUCCAUUAACUUCAGUUGGUCUGCUCCAGCACUGAAUACUACACUAAGCUCAUGAGCCAACUACCAACUAUCCAGGAAGGCUUCUGUGGAACAGUGAAAGCAAGCGAGGGACAACUGGGCCAUCCCAAUGCAUUUUGCUGCUUGGGGCCUCUACAGUCAGCAUACAGAAUCCAACUGCACUGGCAGUUGAAUCUUAGGGUAGGGACAUGCUGGUGGUUGGGCUGACUUCAGUGUGUCUCCAGCUCUUUCCUGAAGUCGGAGACACCCAAUGCUAGUCAAACUCCGCCCCUUUUUACUCCAGACCCUGGGGAAAUGUAGCUCCAUUACAUUUCUCCAUGAAAGCAGCUUGAAGCUGAAAUCAAAACUGUUUGGUAGAUCAACUCGUUGCCACUCUGUGGUGUGGCCAAUGAAAACAUUUUGCUGUAGGUUGGGUAGAGACAGUGACUGGCCCAAUGUUUUGCUCUGGACAGUCCUAAUAGGUCUGAGAUCAACAGCAGGAAAGGGAGAUGUGUCCAGCUAUGGGCAAACACAUUUUAAACCAAAGUGAGAGAAGAUGGUCUGGCUGCUUUUGGAGCAGGUGGUGUGUCUUCAGCCUUAUAUCAGCACUGUCAACAAGACAGCAUCUUCCACCUCACCUGAGGGCAGUAGUUCAAAGGGAGUGGGAGGGUUCCUGUGGCAGCUGCUCCCCCCCAUCUACCAGUCACCUCACUAGGCCUAGUGGAAGGGCUGGCCCUGAUUGGGAAAACAUGGUUGCAUCCUUGCUGAUUCACAAGCUUGCCUGUCUGUCAUACUGUGACACUGUUGUAUUCUGCCAGGCUGGAGGAAUGGAGAACUUUUUUCACUGCCUCAUAGUCAACCUUCCAGGGACACAUGCCAGUGGUGGGCAUGGCCAGAGGUGGAGCAUCCUAUGUAACCCUUAUGGCUGAAAAUGGCAGAAAUCUCUCCAUCUAGGCAAGCAAAAGACAUUAUGACAGUUCAAGGCCACGUUCCAGCCAGGCAAAAGCACUCAAGGGUGGCAUGGAGAGGGGCAGUAAGGGGGCAGGACCUGGGGAGGAGGUGCUGCCUGGUGAAAGCCUCAAAGGCCAAACGGAGAGGCCUAGAGGACUGCAUUUAGCCCAUAGGCCUGAGGUUCCCUGAUACAUACCUAGAGUUUAGCAGAGGUUCAUUUCUAAUCCAGAAUCCCAUCUGAAGCAACAGCAACAACCCAGCGCCCGUACUAUGGCAUAUUUUGCUUUGAAACAGACUGGUCUUUUAGACUUGGCAUGUAAUAAUCCAGGACAGGCAGAUGAGUCCUAUGGUUGUGAAGGUGUCGCCACUUUCCAACCCUGCUGUCUGUGGCCAGAACAGGAGGUGAGUGGAGCUCCUUAUCUUUCUCUUUACCUCCCUCCCCCCCCCGUUUCCAUGCUCUUUUUGUAGUCAAUGGGAGGGGAUUCAUCCUGGAACAUUAGAAGAGUCCUGCAGGAUCAGGCCAAAGGCCCAUCUAAUCCAGCAUCCUGUUCUCCCCCUGGCCAACCAUACGAGAAGCCUGCAAGCAGGACCUGAGCACAACAGCAUUCUCCUCACUUGUACUCCCCAGCACUGGUAUUGCAACAGAGAGAUACAGUGCCUCUGAUCCUGGUGGUAGGACAUAGGCAUUAUGGGUAGUAACCACCAAUAGCCUUAUCCUCCAUGAAUUGGUCUAAUCCCCCUUUUCAAGCCAUCCAAGUUGGUAGCCAAUUUCUAUAUCUUGUAGGCUGAGUCCAGAGCUUGGAAAAGUUACUUUUUUGAACUACAACUCCCAUCAGCCCAAUCCAGUGGCCAUGCUGCCUGGGGCUGAUGGGAAUUGUAGUUCAAAAAAGUAACUUUUCCAAGCUCUGCUUGUAGCAGUGAAUCCCACAGUUCUACUCUGUGAUGUGUGAAGAAGUCCUUUCUUUUGCUUGUCCUGAAUCUUCCAACAUUCAGCUUUUUUGCAUGGCUCCAGGUUCUACUAUGAUAAGAGAGGGGGGAAAACACCGCUCUAUCCACUUUCUCCACACCAUAACCUUAUACAUCUCUAAUGUAUUUUCCCUUAUUCGCCUUUCUCUGAACUAAACAGCCCCAAAUGCAACAACCCUUUUUCACCGAGGAGUUGCUUCUGCCCCUUGAUCAUGUGAGUUGCUCUGAACUGUCUCCAGCUCUACAAUAUCUUUUUUUGAGGUGGGGGUAACCAGAAUUCUACAAAGGGGCUUAGGGUCCUGUGGGGCUUAGGGUCCUGCCCCCCUCAUGCCAGCAAAUUGCCCCGUUUCAGGGCCCCACCACCAAAACGUUGCUGGCAGGACAGUGGCCCCUGUAGAGCCUCCAAGAGCAUGAGGGCUGCCCUGUGGGUAGCCCUCCCACCCGGUCAGCAGAAUGGCAGCUCUGCAUCUGAAUGUAGUCUGUAUGUCGGGUGUUGGAUUGCACCCUGCCUUGACUACAUCCGGGAUUAUGUGGGUUGUCGCAUGGAUAUGAUUGAACACGUAGAAGGUCGUGUUUCAGGGCAGUAUGCUGGGAAAUCUUUUAUCUGCCUGGAGGCUAUGUUGCUCUCUUACCUGACUGUUUAUAUUAUAGGUGGUAUUCUACCGCCUGCCAUCAGCACAAGGAUGACCACUAGUGCAAGGGACUUCCCCAUCUUCUCCUGUGCAUGCCCUACUCCCUCUCCAAAUCUGCCUCGGAGGUUUUGGGGAACCCCUACAAGAGAUUUAGGGGGUGCACAGGGAGAGGAGAAGGGGGGAAGUCCCAUUGCAUUUUUUUCCUGAUCCAAGGAAAAUUACUUGGCUGACUAAUUGUAUUCCAUUCUGAAUUAGAGUUUUGCUGCCUGAACCUGGUAAAGCACACAGUCUCAAUUAACAUGUUCAUAUAUAGUAUAUGAGUUUGUGUCUCUCAUGCUAUUUAUAUGAACAACUGAUUGUUGUUAAGGAUGGUGUGAAAGAGAAGGAGAAGCACUGGAAAAGCGAAUGAGCAUUCUGGCAAAAAGAAGGAUUUACUAUCAUGAUUGAAGCAAGAAGCACUUCACACAGAUGUGAAUAAAACAUCUGGGUGGUCUUAAUGACUUGCUCUUUUAAGGGGUCCUUUUGGGUCUGAGUAACAUGCAUUCUCCGCAAUAAGAUGCGAUCUUGAUAUACUAAUUGCUCAAUCUCUUGUUCUUCUGGAAUCUACUGCUCACUACUCUCUUCAUUUUAGUACCAUGUUGAUUUUAGAGACCAUGGCGUGGUAUGCAGAGAGUUCCACAAGCAACAAAUGGGGGGGACGUGAGGUUCAAAAAAUUCUUGCUUUGUUUGCAGCAUGAGGACAGUGAUCCUAUCCAACCUUAAUAUUACCCAAGUUAGCUGCUUGUUUCAGAAGGGCUCUGAAAUCACAGAGUUGAGAAAUAUAAUUCAGCUUGUGUAAGCAGGGUUCCUGCCCCAUGCAAUGCACCCCCAUGCACUGACCUCUUCCCCCCUUUCUUGUACCACUCCAUCAGCAUCAGUAGCCUCCCUCUGGAAAAUGCCUCACUCUGAUGAAGUACCCUAGGGAGUAUGGUUGUCAGCUGAAUUUCAUUCCAUUAUAUUUAGGUUGAGGGCUUUUCAGGCUGCCCAUUGUAAAUACUGCAUAAAAAUUCACCAAUGGGCAUUAAGUCAUAAUUGAAAGCUCCUUUGCUGUUUGCUGGCAAGCACCAUCAGCUUGUUUAUCCAGAUGCUAAGCAGAUUUCAUACCUAUCGCUUCCCUACUGCAUUCACUGGUGAAGAGGCUUUUCCUCCCUUAGCACUGUUGCCAGAAAUCAUUUACUUUAACUUAUUUUAUUUUAGAGAGCACCAGAACAGAACAGAUGGCCACUUUUUUUCAUUUCAGGCCAUCACAAUUCCACAGGCCUCAGAAACUUCUUAUAGGAUAGCUCCACCACCUUCUUUUCUCAGUUUGAUCUGGCAACCAGACUACCAUUAAAAAAGAGCCUGUUUGAAAUAGUUCCUAGUAAUGUGCUGCUGCUGUUAAUACCUUCAUCAGAAAGGAUGUACUUUAUUUUUUAUUUGCAUUUAUGAUGGGGAAAAUAUUUAGAAAGAAGGGCUUUCAUUGCUUGAAACAUUGGCCAAAACAGAAAAAUUGAGGUUUGGGAAGAAAUAAUGGUAAAACAAGAAAAACAAGGAUAGCUCUUUUUAAAAAAUAUUAUUUUGCAUGUAGUAUACUACAUUAAAAUGGGAUAUAGAACAAUAUAUGCAGAAAACUCAAACACAUUACCAGAAGCAGCUGCCUUUGAGAUAGAACUGUGGUGUUAGAAGGGACCUUGGAGGUUAUCUAGCCCAACCCCCUGCUUAACACAGGAUCUGCAAUGCACAUGCAACUAUAACGUCCCUGGCUAUCCAGCCUCUGCAUAAACACUCCCACAGAAGGAGAGGUCACCCACCUCCCAAGACAGUUUGUUCCAUUGUCAAACAGCUCUUACCGUUAAAGCUUCUCCUAAUGUUCACUAUAAUCUGCUCUAAAUCUGAACAGGCAUUUGCAUGUAAUUAUAUUUUUUAAUUUUUAAAAUUUAAAUCCGCAGCAUUUUAAAAAUGUGUUGAACUUUAAUUAGAGAAAUACCAACAUGUCUAAGAGAGAAAAUGUAUGGUUAUUACUGUUUUUCUUCCUGUUGUGGCUCCUGUCACCUUAGUACCUGUUGAAUGGCUGCCUGUUUCAUUGCUGUUAAAAGGAAUCAGGAACCCAGAAAGGGCAGAAAAGGGGACAAUCCUUAAAAAAAACAACCAACCUGGGGAGACUUUGGCAAUGCUGUUGGAAAAGUCUGAUGGGAAAAUGUGGCUUAUCUGGGUGAGUUUGGAUGGGCCCAUAGAGAUGUAUAAUCUCUUGGCUUUAAUGCUGUUGCAUAAUAUUGUAAGCAUUUCAUUCAUGGGGAAAAUUGUGUCUGGUUAGGGUGAAAGAGCAGCAAAAGGAUUUAACCAGUUGGCAUCUUUAUUCAUGUUGCCUGCAUGGACAGACCCAAUAUGAACUCUGCUGUCCUAUAGAAUUGAAGGGGAUCCCCUGCAAUUCUGUGUACUUUUUUUUACAAAUUCCUUCCUACUCUGCAAAAACUAAUUUGGAAGAAAUAUUAACAUCUGGUGUUUUGGGGGUGAGAUGGGGUGGGAUGUAGAAAGAUUGCUGAAAUAGUAUUUAAAUAUUAUUUGGAAGACAGUUCUUGGGUUUAUUUCUUCUUCCCUAAACAGGGUUCAGAACAGCAAUUUGAUGCUAACAGAUGGUGAGUUCAAAUGGUUUGGCUCCAUACAGUUUCUGAGUAAUUUCUUGUAAAAUGGCACUUCCCUUUUUGUGCACAUUUGUUUCCUUUAUGCUUGUGUUGUGAUUUUGUUGGCAUCAUGUGGGGUUACUACUGACUAAAUGAGCAACACAGUGCUUUGUUUGCACGCUAGUCAUUAGGUAAGAACCAAUAUAAUGGAAAGCAUUACUGUAAUGCAUUUUAAGAUUGUGGCAGUUUAAUCUGUAUUGACAAUAGUGGUAGUGAACUCCUGGCUCUUUUAAAGUAUAGGCAGCCUUAAUUAAUAAGCCUACCAGUUGCUUUUGGAUAAACUUUUUUAUUACUAUUUAAAAAAAAUCUUUUUGGAAGAAAACAAUCCUAAAUAAAGGAUUUGUUUUUGCACAUUACUCUGUUUCCAUAAUCUCCCUAUGGUUUCCACCCUUCUUUGAGGCAGAUUAGCUUCCUGCACCUUUACAAAUAUUACUUUGCAUAGCUUGCCUGUUUUAAUCAUUUUAAAUAUUAGGCUGUUGAGUCAAGGGUAGGCAAUUAUCAAGGGUAGGCAACUGCCUAUCAGGUAGGCAAUUAUGUCUGGCCAUUUUGCCAUUUCCCCUUGUUUAUCUGUUGCAGAGCUCAAAUAAAUGUGAGGGAAAAGUUAUCUGGCAAAUUCUCUUAGCUCAGUUUUGUCGAUUGCAUUUGAAGCCCAUCCCCCAAGAUUACUAGUUACAGAUUGCCCUGGAUUCAGGAUUCAAGAAGAAAUGAUGUAAAAGUGUUCCAUGAAUUGCUUGCUAACUCUUCUGUUUUAUGAUUCAGAAAACAGGAGGUAACAUUCCAGAAACUUCCUUCUGCUUUCAGACUCCCACUUUGGAAUGGACCCCAUACCUGCAAAAGGGUGAUGUGUAGGUUUGGAAAGGAAUGUGUGCGUGGCACUCCUGCACUGUCCACUGGACAUUACUAGUCCUGUAUUUAGGCUGUGCAGGAAACUCAUCUCAGGCCCCCUUUUCUUCCCUCUCCUCAUCAGCAAAGUGAAUAGGACAAGCAGAGCUGAAGCUGAUGUUUUAUCCCCCAAGAGGUCAUGCAUAACCUGCUCUGGGUGCUUGUUUCUCCAGACUGGAGAGUCUUUUUUACUAAUAAUGGUAGGUUAAGAAGAGUAUGAAUAAAAUGCAUGGGUGUGUGUGUGACAGCAACGAAGGAAAUCAUGCUAAAAAAAUUAAUAUUUUAAGUUGGCCAGCAGGGCCACAGCUUCAGGAAAGUUAAGUAGUGCCCCUUAAAGUUGAAGGAGCUUUGCUGGCUUGUAGUAUUUUAAAACCCUCAGGGGGAAAAAAUCAGGCUUUUCUCCAUCUCUCUUCCAUUACUUCUCAUGCCAUUUACAUAUGAGCACUGUAGGGCUCUUAUUUGGAUUUGACAUCAUGGCUAUUUGCAAUGUGAUCACUGGGCUUUACGGAGAAAGAGGAAAAAUACUUCCAUUGUGGAAAGGCAGGAAAAUAAGCUCAGGUCUACAUAAAAUCUGUGAAUCUGGCUUUUGCGUAUAUGUAAGUCACUUAAGCACACAACUAGAUGUACAUUACAGCUGGUAGCUCUGUAAAGGGAUGUGCAUUCCCAGGUGCAUCAGAAGAGAUCUCUUGCAGGUUUAAUGGGGCUUCAUUCAGCAUUGCAACAUGCAGGGGGAUGUGCAUGCAGAUUUGUACAAGCAUUUGUGUCUGCUAUGUGUGUGGACAGCUGCUUCUGCACACAGAUUAUCCUUACUGAACUGUGACAGUUGGGUGCUUCAGGAAAGUGAAGUAGUGCCCCUUAAAGUUGAAGGAGCUUUGCUGGCUUGUAGUACCAGCAGAGGAUCUGGUUUUCUGUAUCUUUUCCUCUGUUAGCAAAAAGUUGAAUUAAUAGUAAUGCUUAUCUAUCUACCUCAAAGGGGUGGUGUGAGGAACAAUUGAUGGUUCUGCAUCCCUUCCAAAGGGGAAGCAGGUAUAUAAGCACUAUUAUUAUGCUACAUCAAACCACAGUGUUACUUUUUAAAUCUUGCACAAUUGUUUGUAAAUCCAGUAUCUGUAAAUACCACUUUGAUUUGGAUAAGCAUUUGAAAAAAAAAAAAGAUUGAAUGAAUGCAACCGCCAGUAUUUGUAAGUACUGAGGUUCUAUACUAAAUAGUAGGUUUAAAGCAAACAUAAAUUAACACUCUAAGGAGAAAAAAAGCAGUCUGUACCUUGGGGUUGUAUGUAACCAAGUCCUACUCAGAGUAGACCCAUGGAAAUUAAUGAGCCUAAGUUAAUCAUAUAUAUUAACUUUAGUGGGCCUACUCUAAUUAGGACUAGCAUGAAUACCAUCCUUGGUUUUAAUUUUGGACAAAAUCCAUUUAAAACAGCUUAGGUGUCCAUAAAAAGGUAAACAACCAAGAGUCACAUAGCACCUUAAAGACUAACAAAUUUAUUAUGGCAUACACUUUCAUGGACAAGAGUCCACUGGAGUCUAUUUCAUCAGAUGCAUGAAAUGGAUCUGAUGAAAUUACCAUAAAAAGGUAAUCUGUGAAUAGGACCUUUCACCUAUGGUUAACAUAUCUGGAUUUUGACCAGAGGUGCAAAGCCAAGGUGAAACCAGCUUAUCUAGCACAUGGAAACCAUAAUGAUCAAAUACCACAGGACUUCUGUCUCUCCAAAUGUUAAUCUUGGUACACUAUAGUAGGAACAUUUAUAACUGGGCUCCUGCUGGAAGGAAGGGUGGGAUAUAAAUCAAAUAAUAAAUCAAAUAAUAAAUAAAUAAAUAAACAAACAAACAAAUAAAUAAAUAAAUAAAACUGCACCAAAUCACUAACAAACAAAUUAUAGUGGCACUUCCAGCCCCCCACCCAGAUUUUUCUGUGUAGGCUCUAAAAUGUGCUGGUCAAAUUGAAUUUCAAAUGAGCAUUGACCCACAGAGGUAAACCCUUGCAGAAAAGUCUAUUGUCAAAAUCAACAGUGUGUUCAGAAGUACACAAUUGCUGUUAAAAAUGUUGGGGAAAGAAACAGGUGAUAUUGGAUUUAUCUGUUGCACCAGGUUUCCUAGAAAACAAGAUGCAAUGGAUUGUGCUUUUCCACUGGGCUGUAUAAUUUAUUAAGAUGAAACAUUCUCAUGAUAGUGGUUCUCCCAACUGUGGGACAGUUCCACCACCACCAUCGAAAGGGAGUGCCCAACUCCAAAGGAGGAGUGGAUCUUGAGGAGGCAGGAGGUAGCUCCUCCUUUUCCUGAUUGCUUUCUCAGGUGGCUGGAGGUGGGGCUGCUUCUGGCCCUCUUCUCAUGGCAGGCUGUGUACAAUUAGUCUGCCAGCCCUCUGAUCCUUAUGCACGUGGCAGUGAACUGCAUUUAUACAUGCUCAAGGAUUCUAUGCACUAGGCUGCAGAAGAUAAGGCUGCUGGUGUCCUGGGAGUGCAGACUGCACAGUAAGUUUAGGAGAGCCUCAGAGUUCAAAAGAUGGAGCAGCACUGUCUUGUGACAUCAUACAGAGUGUUUGGAGAUGGCUGUACAUCUGUGGUUUGUAGUUUGAAUGGAAAGCAGCCCUUGGACAUGGAGUUGCAUAUGACUGGGGUUGGGUAUGCAGUGAAUAAUUAGAGGUUUUGGAUAACAAGAAUUGCACCAUUCUUUUCCAUUUAUGUUUGAUAAUGUAAUAGAGAUUGCAUAGGAUGCAUUUGCAUUAUUUUAUCCGUAGCACCACUCCAAAUAGAAUGUUGGCUUCAGAGGAUUAAUAUUUCCCAGUAUCAAUCAAAUUGGACUCAAUUUACAUCAAACCUCAUCUAGUGAGUGGCAAAUUAUCAUUUUUCGCUAACCAACAAUGUUUUUGCUAUUCUUCAAACAGGGAAUCAGACCUUUUAUAUUGACCCCCGCAGUUUACACAGAAAGCAGUAACAUAAAAAUAGAUCAUAGAUCUCAAAAGGCUGCAAGAAACCUAAAUUAAUAUGAACUCAGAAGCAAGAAACAGAUACAGUACAAGGAUCUUUUCAUGUUCAGUUUGUUUUCUUUUCCGUUUGGAGAAUGUUCUGUUGUGUGCAUUUCUUUUUUUGAUGUAAAACACUGUGUAUGGAUAUAACUAAA